Messenger RNA from Rhizoctonia solani, 1119 nucleotides. RefSeq lists its product as uncharacterized. NCBI's taxonomy places the organism in Eukaryota, Fungi, Basidiomycota, Agaricomycetes, Cantharellales, Ceratobasidiaceae. The record is from RefSeq and is a predicted model, not a curated record. Gene Ontology annotation, molecular function: catalytic activity. Bases 1 to 1119 code for a protein of 372 amino acids. The transcript has a single exon.
AUGAUUGAGAGACAUAUCAUCCAACUCAACGUGGCAGGCUGCAAUCCGCGCAUGCACGCCCUGCUAAACGAACCACUAUACGCGCACUUUGAUAUCUUUAUUUUUCAGGACAUUUGGUGGGGCCGCAUUGGCUCCCAGAAAAACAUCAAUCCGAACCUCCACAAUAUUUAUGGCACCGUUAACUCCCCAAAUUAUUUAUGCGUUAUCCCACCAGGGUUCGAGGACAAGAAAGGCCCCAGCAUCUGCAUCUAUAUCCGCAAAGACCGCCAGCUACAUGCACAAUUUUCGGACUGCGUCCCUACUCAUCGUGACAUUCUGGCCCUCAACGUAUUUAUCAACAAUUCAAAAUUCUUGAUUAUCAACAUUUACGCUCACGGAAAAGAAGCUAACAAAACUAUACAACAUAUUACCGAACAAAUCAUACCAGCAGACCAACCCAUAAUCAUCACGGGAGACUUCAAUCUACAUCACCCUGACUGGGCCCUUGACAACUCCAAGUGGAAAAACAGACACCCCAAUCAAGUAGAGAGAGAAUUUAGGGACUUUGCUGAGUACAACGACUUGAUUCUCCUGAACACCACAUCCUCCCCCACCCGCAUUGCCCCCAACCCCAACUCCAACUCCAUUAUAGAUCUUACGUUUAUUAAUCCCAGGGCUGUCAAGGUGUGGCCCAACAUCAACUGGGAAGUUGACACACCCUUGACCGGCAGAUUGUGCGGGUUGGACCAUAUGGCAAUCACAUGGUCCAUCACGCCAUUUGAUCAAGACAAGCCUGUCAAAGACACCACCCCACCCAAUCACAGGCACAUCAGCCCCAAGCAGGAGGACAAAUGGGUCAAAGCAUUCAGCAACGCCAUCAAGAAGUUUGACCUCCCCAAAGACCCAACAACGGCCAAAGAUGCUGACUUGAUCACGGGGGCAAUCUUGGAAGCCAUGUCAACCGCCACAAUUAAAACAAUGCCAGACAGCAAGAAAAAGAGUAGCGGACCAGUCCAAUCCCCAUGGUGGAAUGCCAAAUGCUCAGGCGCGCUCAACAACCUCAAACACAACCCCAAAGGACGUAGUUGCAACUGUCAUAAACAGAGGAAAAUAGAACUAGCCGGAAUUGAACCAGCUUGA